AACAAAACCACCGAUGUCGCAGCAAGGUCAAAUUCCGAUAAACCCCCUGGUUCCUCAGCAGAACCCAAUGCCACCAAUUCCUAUGCAGGUUCCCAUGCAUAUGCACAUGCAGAUGCAGAUGCCCAACAUGCCCAUGCCCAUACCCAUCCCCAUGCAGAUGCAGAUGCCCUUUCACAUGCCGCUUCAGAUUCCCUAUACCGUCCAAGACUCCGCCGGAAAUCCCGCCUCCGGAAAGCGCCGCCGCGAGGAUGAGGCUCCGGGAACCGCCGCGGCGGCGGAGCAGUCAGCGGCCAAGCGCGUAAAGGGGCAGGACGUGAUAUUCAGGAUCGUCGUGCCGUCGCGGCAGAUCGGUAAGGUUAUCGGGAAGGAAGGUUGCCGCAUACAGAGGAUUCGAGAAGAGACCAAGGCCACCAUCAAAAUCGCCGACGCUAUCGCCAGACAUGAAGAGCGUGUUAUCAUUAUUAGUUCUAAAGACAAUGAUGAAAAGGUUACCGAUGCAGAGAAAGCUCUAGAGCAAAUAGCCAAUUUAAUUUUAAAGGAAGAUGAUAGCAGUCUCGAUGCAUCAAAAGUCACUGCAGGACAUGUGGCUGCCAAUACAAUAAGACUUUUAAUUGCUGGGUCCCAGGCAGGUGGAUUGAUUGGUAUGUCUGGUCAAAACAUUGAGAAGUUGAGGAACUCUUCUGGUGCCACAAUUACAGUUCUUGCACCAAAUCAGUUGCCUUUAUGUGCUUCUGCCCAUGAAUCUGAUAGAGUGGUACAGUUAUCCGGAGAUGUUCCUGCUGUAAUGAAGGCUUUGGAGGAGAUAGGUUUUCAGUUAAGGGAAAAUCCCCCAAGACAAGUGAUUUCAAUCAGCCCAACAUACAAUUAUGCUGCAAUUCGACCAUCUCAACCAUAUCUUGACCCAACUUCAGUUGAUUAUGUUACAUUCGAGAUGCUGAUUUCGGAAACAAUGGUUGGUGGGUUGAUCGGCAGGUGUGGCUCAAACAUAUCAAGGAUCAGAAAUGAGUCUGGAGCAAUGAUCAAGGUUUAUGGUGGAAAAGGUGAACAGAAGCAUAGGCAAAUUCAAUUUGGUGGUAGUGCACAACAGGUAGCGUUGGCAAAACAGAGAGUUGAUGAAUAUAUAUACUCUCAGUUGAUACAACAGACUGGCAACCAACAAUCAGCUUUCCAGAGAUGACAAAAACAGGAACGCCAAAAUCUCUUGUUCCUGUCUGUCAGUCCUCAGCUAUGAGUCCAGCUGUGUUGCUUCACCUUGUUUGCUUGUUUGUUUCAGUAAGAUGUUGACUUAGUUAGGUAGCGUUUGUUUGCCAUAUUUUUGUAGUGGAUAUUGACUUACUGAUGUUGAAAUUUCUCUCAGCUUGUACCGUAUGAACUAUUUUAAUAUAGUUGAAGUUAUAUUAUUUUCUUGUCACCAAAAUAUGGAUGCUU
Molecule: messenger RNA, 1428 nt
Organism: Gastrolobium bilobum
Lineage: Eukaryota; Viridiplantae; Streptophyta; Magnoliopsida; Fabales; Fabaceae
Exons: 9
Coding region: 14-1177 (387 amino acids)
Biological process (GO): regulation of gene expression
Cellular component (GO): cytoplasm; nucleus
Molecular function (GO): mRNA binding
Source: RefSeq, a predicted model, not a curated record